Molecule: messenger RNA, 1902 nt
Organism: Populus nigra (black poplar)
Lineage: Eukaryota; Viridiplantae; Streptophyta; Magnoliopsida; Malpighiales; Salicaceae
Exons: 11
Coding region: 225-1682 (485 amino acids)
Molecular function (GO): 3'-5'-RNA exonuclease activity
Source: RefSeq, a predicted model, not a curated record
GAUUUCUCUGAAAAUUCAAAAAAGAGGUUUUACCAGUAAUAGACUCCAAAAACAGCACAGGGAUUCUCUCUUCUGGUCUCUAUAAAAUGCGAAAAGCAUCUUCACGAGGGUGACACUUGCCAAAGAAGAAAAUAAUCUCAAUCUCCAUCCACAAGUUUCCCCGAACCCUCAUUUCCUUCAACAAAGUCAACAGGUUUUUCCUACGGUGGCUAGAACACUAAAAGAUGGUUGCGGUCGUGGAGUCUAAUGCGAAUUCAAACAUCGUGGGUCAGUUAAAUUCAGGAUUUAAUGAGAGUAAUAUUUUAAAUGGAAAUGGAACUAUUUCAAGAACCAACAGUGGUUGUGGCUAUGUGUCUUCAACGAGUUCAGCAAUGACUGAUGAGCCUUGUGUUUCUUGCACUACUUUUAACAUCCUGGCUCCUAUCUACAAGCGACUUGAUCAAAAGAAUCAAAGUGUUCGUGAAAGCAAUUUCAGAGCAGUUUGGCUCUCUAGAAACCAGAAGAUUUUGAAUUGGUUGCUUCACGAGAGAUCUUCAAUUAUAUGUCUCCAGGAAUUCUGGGUUGGAAAUGAAGAACUUGUGCAUAUGUACCAGCAGAGACUUGGUGAUGCUGGCUAUGUGACUUUCCAGCUUGCACGAACCAAUAACCGGGGAGAUGGCCUGCUAACUGCUGUGCGUAAGGACUGCUUUACGGUUCUAAAUUGUCGAGAGUUGCUCUUCCAUGACUGUGGAGACCGUGUUGCUCAGUUACUGCAUGUCCAAUCAGCGCUUCCCUUUUCACAAAACUGGAAAGGCACUGCUCAGCAAGAAUUUCUUAUUGUCAACACUCACUUAUUAUUUCCUCACGAUUCCUGUCUGUCUGUAGUUAGACUGGAUCAGGUUUACAAAAUACUACAAUUUGUGGAACAAUAUCAGAGAGAAAACAAACUCAACCUUAUGCCAAUCCUGCUCUGUGGUGAUUGGAAUGGAAGCAAGAGUGGACAUGUUUACAAAUUCCUGAGGUCUCAGGGGUUUGUAUCUUCAUAUGACAUUGCCCAUCAAUACACUGACAGCUAUGCAGAUGCUCACAGGUGGGUUAGCCACCGAAAUCAUAGGGGUAACAUCUGUGGUGUUGACUUCAUAUGGCUGUGUAAUUCUAUUAAAUCAAGGAAACCAUUGAAGAAAAGUUGGUCUGAAGCAGUAUUUGGAAUAAUAAAGUGUCAGCUCCAAAAAGCUUCGUUGGUUGAAAAUGAUGCAUUUGCAUUUCUAAAGGCUGACAACCAUGGCAAUUUUAUAACAUAUUCAGCUUUCUGUGAAGCACUCCGCCAGGUAAAUUUAAUUGGUCUUCCUUAUGGACUCAGUUCCCAGGAGACACAAGAUUUGUGGAUGCAAGCUGACAUUAAUGGAAAUGGAGUUGUUGGAUUUGAAGAAUUUAAGAGGAGGAUAUGGAAUUCAGAAUGCUCAGAGCCAAGAGAGGAAAACUGCAGUGAGAGGACAGGGGACUCUGAACAGGGCUUAGAGGAAGAAGCCAUUGGUUUCAAUGUAAAGAAAGCAGUUCUAUUCCCUCGAGAAGCUGAGAAAGGAAGGUGGCCAGAAAAUUAUUCCCUCUCAGAUCAUGCUCCACUCACCGUGGUGUUUUCUCCAGUAAGAAUCCAGGGAUCCCAGCGUGACACGUUUGUAGAUAAAACCGGCUCAGAAAAAUAAAGGGGUAGAUAAGAGAGUGAAGCGUGUAAAUCAGAAAUAACUGUCUAUAGUGAUCCACAUCCCUGGGAAUAACUAGUUCCCUUGGCCAAAAUUUUCAGGCAAAGAGAGAACUAUGCAUCCCAGAUUAUCUUUGUUUUGUAAUGUGAAACGCCAAAUCAGAACCAUUCCAAAUGUUGAUAAAUCUGUUCAUCAAUUUUCUAAAGAACUGUCUUUUCCGUCA